GCUCUCUGCCCCCCCCAUCAAUCCUCUAGCCAUGGACGUCAUCCGCAAGUACCUGAAGUCGGACCUGCCGCGCUACCUCAAGGGGCUGCCGCUGCCCCGCACUUUCUCGGGCUUCCUAAAGCUCAAGCAAGACGAGUGGCUGUACCUGGCGCCGCUGCUCAUCACCAUCUUCGUGCUGGGGCUGUCGCUCUUCGCCGGCAAGAGCAGCACCAAGCCUGGCCGCGUGAACCGCAAGGUGCAGCUGGAGAAGGAGAAGGUCGUGGACUUCGUGUCCGUGCCCGACGUGGAGGACGUGAUCAAGGAGAAGGGCAAGUGCACGGUCUGCCGCUGCUGGAAGUCCAAGAAGUUCCCGUUCUGCGACGGCGCCCACAUGAAGCACAACAAAGAGACGGGCGACAACGUCGGCCCGCUCGUGCUCACGGCCAAGAAGGACUAAGGAGCCUCCUGUUAGAGCAGACUGGCGUUGCCCUUUUAGCUGGAGCGUCGACUGUGCGUGCUGCUGUUAUGUGUGACUGAUGGUGCUUGCUUCGGAUAAAAGCAAACAUGGUCCAUUCACAUCCUCU
Phytophthora sojae is the source of this 563-nucleotide messenger RNA. RefSeq lists its product as hypothetical. The transcript has 2 exons. Lineage: Eukaryota; Oomycota; Peronosporomycetes; Peronosporales; Peronosporaceae. The coding region runs from base 32 to 436 and encodes 134 amino acids. The record is from RefSeq and is a predicted model, not a curated record. Gene Ontology annotation, cellular component: mitochondrial outer membrane; intracellular membrane-bounded organelle. Gene Ontology annotation, biological process: regulation of autophagy. Gene Ontology annotation, molecular function: 2 iron, 2 sulfur cluster binding.